This is a messenger RNA of Anthonomus grandis grandis, 4335 nucleotides long. Its product is annotated as histone-lysine N-methyltransferase eggless-like. Gene Ontology annotation, cellular component: nucleus. The transcript is spliced from 24 exons. NCBI's taxonomy places the organism in Eukaryota, Metazoa, Arthropoda, Insecta, Coleoptera, Curculionidae. The coding region runs from base 238 to 4164 and encodes 1308 amino acids. Gene Ontology annotation, molecular function: DNA binding; zinc ion binding; histone H3K9 methyltransferase activity. The record is from RefSeq and is a predicted model, not a curated record. Gene Ontology annotation, biological process: negative regulation of gene expression; heterochromatin organization.
ACAAAAUUUUUCGUUUAAUUUUCGAUUUUGCUUUGCCGUGUUUUCAGAUUUUUAAGUAAAAUUUUCAGAUUUUAUGGAUUAUAUCCCAAUGUAUUAAUUUUUCUAGCAUUACUUUUAACAUAUUUAAAUGCAGUGGUGAAAUUAACAGUCUGUUAGAAGAUAUACACGUUAAGCAGGGAAACUACUAAGUUUAUAUUAAAAUCAUUUCUUUUUAUCCUGAAAAAAAUCAACAUAAAUAUGGAUAUUGAAGAAGGUGAUGAUGCUAUGGACAUUGAUGAACCUGUUCCUGUCACCCCAAUAAUUGAACGAAAGCUAAAUGAGUUCCCUACUGAAAACUCUGAUCCUAAUGCUUCAAUAUCUCACAAUGAGAUUACAUCUACCACUUAUGGAACUCCCGUAUCCAGUAGAUUACAGGGCUCAGAAAAUAGAGUCUCUGAGGGGAAUUCAAUAAUAAAAGAUUCCGUCCCAACCUCAGAACCAAGCAUAGUUAUUUUGGAUGAUGAAGAUGAAAAAUUGAAUGUAUCUUCCACUAGUGAACAAAAUUCACAAGAAAUUACUGGCAAAAAAGAAGUUGGUCUGCAGGAACAUGAAAACAGAUGCUUCAACAAACAAUGCAAAAGAAUGUCAUCCCAAUUUAUUUCUGCAUCUGAUAUAUGUCUUGCAUUUUUUCAGGUACCAAGAGUAGAAAAUAAGGAUAUGGAAAUCUGUACCACAUGUUAUGCAUUCUUCUUAAAGAACAACAAAAAGCCUAUUAGAAUUAAUGAACCUGUAAAAGAUAUAAUUGAUUUGGUAGACAAACCUAAAAACAGUAACAGAUGCAUUAAUACUAAUUGUAUGGGGAAUAGCUUGAAAUUUAUUUAUGCACCGGAUUUCUGUUUGUCUUAUUUCAGAGUAAAGAGAUCUUAUGGUAAUAGAGAAGAGAUUUGUAUGGAUUGUUAUGAACUGUCCGUCAUAGAUAAUGACAAGUUAGCAGAAAGCCUAAUUAAAGGUAAUCUACUAUUUGAAGUUGACUUUCCAAUAAUUAAUGAAACCCUCCAAAUUGAUGAUUCGGAUGAAGAGGACGAAGACGAGAACCAACUGGAGGAAUUUAUUCCUUUAUCAAAUUUAGAUUUUAUUGCUGAUAAUAUUGAUUCAGUGCUUGAAGAAACUAUUGAAAAGCUCGGACUUAAAAACCACUUAGAGAAGGAGAGAAAAUAUCUCAAAGACGUAGCUGAUAAAGUUGCACAGAGUUCCGAGGAGUUAGUUAAAGAAGUUAACGAAAUCAGACUUUCAUUAGACACUAUACAAUUAGAUUUAUACAGUCAUUUCAGACCUGAGUUUAGAAAUUUGAAGGGUAUUAUGAUUUUGGACGAUUAUUCUUUGAGUCCGACACUGCAAAUUCGUCCAGAAAACAAUCCGCCAUCAGACUCAAUCCAGAGGAAGAGCAAUAGAAUAGUACAAAAGCCAAUUGUGAAGGAAGAUAUUGCAACACCAUUAUCAAAGGAAACUACUCAAGGUAAUCCUGGAAUAGUGGAGAUACCUAAAGAUUUGCCAGUCAGUCUGGUAGUGGAUAAACCAGUACCACAAAUUGAUGGUCUAUACUACAUUGCAAAAGAAAACAAUAUCCAAGGCUGUUGGAUCAAGGCAAGGCUACAGCAAAUCAUUCAACCAAAUACCACAUACAAAGGUCAGUUGUAUACUGAACUUAGCUAUAGAUUAACUGAACUCAAACAGCAGAAAGAGAGGAUUGUUACUGGAAAAUACCUAGCCUAUAUAAAUCCUUGCAGAUCACGCCUAACUGUAGGAACUAGAGUUCUUUCAGUGUUUAAGGAAACUAAUCGAAUUCCGGGUACAAAAAUUGCCAGGUCUGAUCCCUAUUAUGCUGGAAUUGUAGGAGAAAAUCCAGUAGAGUCUAAUUUUUACAGAUAUUUGAUAUUUUUUGAUAUUGGAUAUGCUCAGUACGUAAAUCAUCAUGGAAUCAAUUUAGUGUUUGAAGCUGAUGCGCAGGUGUGGAAGGAUAUGCCAGAAGAUUCUAGGCCCUUUAUACAAAAAUAUUUGGAAAGCCAGGACAGGCCUAUGGUUAAGUUGAUUCCUGGUCAAACUGUUAGAGUGGAAUAUAAUGGCAAAUGGUGGCUGUGCACGAUAAAACACGUCGAUUGUUCCCUAGUGAAGGUUUAUUUCGACCAAAUAAACAGGUGGGAAUGGAUUUAUCGUGGCUCGACCAGAUUAAGUCCUAUGUACAGGGAGGAAUUGGCUGCUUCUACUAGACACACUGGCAUACGAACUCCUAGAAAACUUGGACCUAACGAAUCUGCUGCGGUAGUUCAAUAUAGUCGAAACGAGGAAUUUGUUCAGUCUUCUCAAAAAGAAAAUACACCGCCUAGUGAAACUAGAGCUGUCGCGCGUAAGAGUACUACCAAACCUAAUAGCGUUAACCAACCCGCACCGAAAGCGGUGCGAUUUUUACCUCCUAUUCAGCCGACCUCGAACGCUUCAGGACCUACGAGUAAGAUUAUGUAUUUUACUCCAAGAGACCAACAAGUAACCCGACAGGAGUAUAAACUUCACGAAUGUGGCCCAAUGUGUAAAACAUUUAUUACCCACAACUUUACCAAACUGCGAGGACAUAAUCCGCUCUCGAAACCUUUGUUGUGUGGCUGGGCAAGAAUGACUUUAAAGGACCGAGGAAGAAAGGAGAUUAUUUAUAAGGCGCCUUGUGGAAGGAUGAUUAGAAACAUUAGCGAGAUACACUAUUAUCUUAGAGUGACUGAAAGCGAAAUGACAGUGGACUUAUUCGAUUUUAAUCACAUGGUUAGGUGCCUGGCAGAAUUUAGUGUAGACUGUGUGCCUGAUCCAAAAGAUUUAUCGAAGGGUGUUGAGCAAGUUCCAAUUCCCGUUAUUAAUGGGUUAAGUACCGAAGCGCUAGAUUUCUGGAACUAUUCUAUAACGCGGAUUCCUACAGACGGGGUACUUCUGAACGUUGACGAAGAGUUUCUAUGUGGGUGUGACUGUGAAGACGAUUGUGUGGAUAAACUAAAAUGUGCAUGUUGGAAGCUUACUCUGGAAGGAAUCAAAUUUUUAGCAAAAGAUACCGAUCCAAUUUCUGUUGGUUAUAUUUAUCGAAGGUUGCAGGAGCAAGUAAUUACUGGAAUUUAUGAGUGCAAUUCAAGAUGUAAAUGUACAUCAACGUGUCUGAACCGGGUGGCUCAAAACCCCAUGUCUUUAAAACUUCAAGUCUUUAAAACGCCAAACAGGGGUUGGGGUAUAAGGUGUCUAAACGACAUUCCGCAAGGGACCUUUAUUUGUUGCUACGCGGGAACAUUGCAUACAGAACAAAGAGCGAAUGAGGAUGGGAAGGAAUAUGGUGAUGAAUAUUUUGCCGAACUAGAUUACAUUGAAACUGUCGAGAAAUUCAAAGAAGAUUAUGAAGCGGAAGUGAUGGAGGAAGAGGAGUACAUGGAAAGAGAAAAGACGCCGCCCAUUGAUGAACCAAAACAUACGAAAUCUUCGGGCAAAAAGAGGAAUCCUUAUUUGGAGGAUAAUGAUUUUACGCCUUCGGCAUCGACUAAUUUUAGGAUUCAUAAUUCUUCUUCCUCACCUGGUAACAAUGAUGGCAUAAGGUCGCGAUUGCGUGAAAGAAAGAGAAAAGACGAAGAAGACAGAAAAGAAAAAGGAAAAAGAGACAAGGAAGAGAAAAGAGACCGAUCCGAGAUAAAAAUGAAACAAGAUUCUGGUGUUCCAGAUAAGGACGUAGCCUCGAUUAUAGAAAAAAUAAGUGAUAAAGUUGACACCGUCACUAUAAGUGAUGAGGAGGAUGAUGGAAACAGGGAAGUCCUUAGUUUUAACCCUAAAACGAAAGAUGUGGAUGAAAGAAGUCUCAAACACGUUUCUGUUAGGGAAUUGUUUGGGCCCGAAGAAAAAGAUAAUAUUUAUAUUAUGGAUGCAAAAAAUGCUGGAAAUAUUGGGAGAUUUUUAAAUCAUUCCUGCUCACCGAACGUGUUCGUCCAAAAUGUGUUUGUAGAUACUCAGGAUCUGCGUUUCCCAUGGGUCGCAUUUUUCUCGUCACAGUUUAUUCGGGCCGGCACCGAACUAACAUGGAAUUAUAAUUAUGACAUUGGCAGUGUACCGGGACGGGUACUGUAUUGUCAUUGCUCAUCCACCGAGUGCAAAGGUAGAUUAUUGUAAAAUUUUUUUUUAGAUUUAGUUAUGACUAUAUAAUCUUUGUUAAGGCAAUAUUUUAAUUAGUAUAGUAUUUUUUUGUGAAAAAAAAAACAGUAUACUAUUUGUGAGUCUGAUUGUAAGAGUCAAUGAGUUUAAGGAUCUUUUGUUGUAGUCUAAUAAAUGCAUUUGUUUAGA